CUAAAUCAUUUCUUUAAAUGGCUCUCAGCUCCUGCUGUCCUUCAUUUCCCCCGGUAAAUAAACUCACAUCAAGUAAUGUAAUGGGCUGAACUGGGACGCCCCCGUUCAUAUGUCGAAGUCCUCUGCCCCACUGCCACCUCUGAAAGUGUUACUGGAAAUACGACGUUUAAAGAGGAUUAAAUACGCCAGGUCUGGUGUGUAUGCCUCUAACACCAGCUACUCAUGAGGCUGAAGCAGGAUGCACAGAAGUUUGAGGUCAUUCUGGGGAAUUCUGUGAGGCCCUCUCUCUGAAAACAGAGAGAGAGAGUGCUUGCCUAGUGUACGGGAAUCUCUGGGUUCCAGCCAGAGAUUUUUUUACCACGAAAAAAAAAAAAAAAGAAAAAGGUUAUGUGAGACUGUUAGAGUGGACCCUAAUCUAAUGUGACUAUUGACCAUAUACAAAGGAGAGGUUUGGACGGGGAUAUGUGCGUGCACAGACGAAGGACCAUGUGAAGACAGCGUCUGCUAACCAAGGAGAGGCCUCAGCCCCAGUAACCCCUGCGACACCUUGAUCCCAGACUUCUAGUCUCCAAAAUGGAGAGGAAAUACGCUGCUGCCGCCGAAGCCACCCAUUCUGUGGUAUUUUGUCAUGGAGCCCUAGCAAACUAAUAUAUGCAGGAAUCAAAGUUUCGCUUCACUGUCCUCAGAAGUCUGAUUUGAUUUGGUUAGUGAUUAAACAAGUGCAGUUCAAACACUUACUGGGUUUACAAAAUUUUGUCAUAAGUUCCAACUUUUAAAAAAAAUGAGGUUCUAAUGAAAUUGAGACAGAAAGCAGAAACUGAAGACUGGUUAACAAUUUCCAAAACAUGUGCUCUCCAGCGUUCUUAGAGCUCUGUUUUCCUUCGGUCGGAAAAGCUGUGUGGUACUGGGAAUGUACCCAAAAGCUGAGGAGCCCUGGUGUCCUCAUUUGUAACUCCAGGGAGCUGAGCGGGUUUCUCAUCCUCCGCAACUCUGAAAGCCAUUAACGCGAAGACGCGAAGCUCUGGACUUGUCCGCCGAGGGCCCACCAGCCACGGGCGCGGGACUGGCACGCAGAACCCCGGCCUGCGCUCUUCCCCUUCCCCUCCCCAACCUCCCUUCAGCCCUCCGAGCUUACAUCCUAGUGAAGAAACGUAAGCAAAUAAAAAGAAUCGAGUCAAAUGAUAGCACAGGGGCCCAGGAUACGGCUCCGUGGCACAGUGCGAUGCCCAGUACCCAAAACCCCAGAGUCGCAGCUGGUAAACAGUGCGCACAGAGGGUAGAAGAGAAGGAAGGAGGCGAGAGCCGCACGCCGAGUUACUCGCGCAGUCCCGGCGUUCCGGGCGCUGCGCGGCGGGUGCAAACGCCGGCCUGGGCAUCUCAGGCGUUUAGCAAGAUCCCACCUCAAAAUUUAAAAAUGCCAUAAAGGUCUGGGGGUGUAGCUCGGGGUGAAGGCCCUGGCUCAACCCCCAGUACCGCAGAAGAAGAACGGGGAACGGGCGUGAAAGACAGGGAGCAAGAGGGAGGCGGUGGAGUCCGGGUCAAGAAGCAACUGAGAGGCAAGAGCGCGAGGAGCGGCGCCAGGCGCUAUCGGGAAGUGAGCGACCGGCCCGCGGCACCUGGUGCGCAGGCGCACUAGGUCGCAGGAGGACGCGCGCUCCCGGCGAGUCUCAGGCGCAUGCUCGGGGGCCCGCGCGUGCCCGAGCCUAGGGGCGCGUACGUUGUCCGAGGACGUUGACGUCGGCGAGUCGGGGAAGCGAGGCUCGAGGCAAUUAUUUCCAGAGAAGGAAACCGGUUGCUGGCAUUCUCACCACCUUUCUACCUGCCAUGAUCAAGUGCUUGUCAGGGGAAGUAAAAGCCAAAUUGCGUUCUGGUGUGGCCAUAAACUCCUUAGGCCAGUGUGUUGAGGAACUUGCCCUCAACAGUAUUGAUGCUGAAGCAAAAUGCGUGGCCAUCAGGGUGAACAUGGAGACCUUGCAGGUUCAAGUGAUCGACAAUGGCCUUGGGAUGGGGAGUGAAGAUGUAGACAAGGUGGGAAAUCGGUACUUCACUAGUAAAUGCCACUUGGUACAGGACUUGGAGAACCCAAAGUUUUAUGGUUUCCGCGGGGAGGCCUUGGCAAGUAUAGCUGACAUGGCCAGUGCUGUGGAAAUUUCAUCUAAGAAAAACGGGACACUGAAAACAUUUGUGAAACUGUUUCAGAAUGGAAAAGCCCUGCAAGCUUGUGAAGCUGACUUGACUAGGCCCAGUGCAGGGACAACAGUAACAGUACAUAACCUGUUUUACCAGUUACCCGUAAGGAGAAAAUGCCUGGAUCCUAGACUGGAGUUUGAGAAGGUUCGGCAGAGGGUAGAGGCCCUCUCCCUCAUGCACCCUUCCAUUUCUUUCUCUUUGAGAAAUGAUGUUUCUGGUUCUAUGAUUCUUCAGCUCCCAAAGACCAAAGACAUAUGUUCCCGAUUUUGUCAAAUUUAUGGAUUGGGCAAGUCCCAAAAGUUAAAAGAAAUAUAUUUUAAAUAUAAGGAGUUUGAACUUAGUGGAUAUAUCAGCUCCGAAGCACACUAUAGUAAGAAUAUGCAGUUUUUGUUCGUGAACAGAAGGCUAGUUUUAAGGACAAAGUUGCAUAAACUCAUCGACUUUUUAUUAAGAAAAGAAAGUAUUAUAUGCAAGCCAAAGAAUGGCUCUGCCAGUAGGCAAAUGAAUUCAAGUCCUCGGCAUCGGGCUACACCAGAGCUCCAUGGGAUAUAUGUGAUCAACGUGCGGUGCCAAUUCUGUGAGUACGAUGUGUGCAUGGAGCCGGCAAAAACUCUGAUUGAGUUUCAGAACUGGGAUACUCUUCUAAUUUGCGUCCAGGAAGGAGUAAAACUGUUUUUAAAGCAAGAAAAAUUAUUUGUGGAAUUAUCAGGUGAAGACAUUAAGGAAUUCAAUGACGAUAAUGAUUUUAGUUUAUUUGGAACUACUCUUCAGAAACAUCUCUCUUCUGAUGAGAAGCUUGACCAAGGUAGUUUCCAGGAAGCAUGUAAUAAUAUUUUAGAUUCCUAUGAAAUGUUUAAUUUGCAAUCAAAAGCUGUGAAAAGAAAAGCUACCAUGGAAAACAUAAACACACAGGAUUCACAAGCUAUCAGAAAAAAGACAGAUGACUCAUCUUUGUCCAUUUGUGAAUCAGAUAGCCCAGGCCAUAGUAAAAUGACAGAAUUAUCUUUAUACAACACAGAUAGCUUUUCCUUAGAAUCGGGAAUGUUAGAACAAGAGACAGUUGAAACAUCAGAAUUAAGAGAAAAUGAGAACCAUAACAAAUCUUGCUUGGAACGUAACUCUUUAGAAAGUCCAUGUGGAAAGAAUUCAGAAAUAUUUUCGAGCCUUUGUCAGAUACAACAGUAUGUUGAGGAGAGUGGAUCAGAUCUAGAAAUACAGAAAGUGAGUGCUACUGUUAAUGGCAUGGCUGCCAACAUCCUGGAAAAUAACAGAACUCAGAAUCAACUGGAGAGAUUUAAAGAUGCUACUGAAAUGGGAUGUCAACCUCUGCCUUUUAGGAUGACAUCACUGAGAGUUCACAGUGCUGAGAGAGAGAAAGAGAAGAGAAAAAAAGAGCCUCACAGUUGUGGAAGAAUAAAUAUGUUUAGUUAUGGAGAAGUUAAGUUAUGUUCCACUGGCUUUAUAACUCAUGUUGUACAAAAUGAGCAAAUUAAAUCAACUGAAACAGAACACUCCUUUAAAAACUAUGUCCGACCCGGUCCUACAAAUGCCCAAGAAAUAUUUGGAAACAGAAUAGAUCACUCAGUUGAGACUCCAGACAUCAAAGAUUUAACUAGCACAUUAUGUAAAGAAUCUGCUUACCUACCCAACAAAAAAUUUUACAGAACAAACACAAGUUAUGGGCUAGCAAACAAACAUGUAGAAAUUUAUAAAAACUCAGAUUUUCAGAAAAGUGCUGAAGCACACACAGAUAGUUUAUUACCUGAUACAUCCUCUUUCCCUUGCCAGAGAUAUGUUUCAAAUAAUAGUAAGAAAACAGAUAAAUUGAUUACUUCCUCCAAACCCAUAGACUGUAAAAAGCUAAGCUUGAGUUCCCAACUAGGAUCAUUAGAGAGGUUUAAGAGACUCUAUGGGAAGGUUAAAAACCCUCUGGCUGUAGAAGUGGAAGAAAAUAAUAGUGAAGUCGCUACCAGUCUCAGUUCUCAAGUUGAACCUGACUUUUUACUGACAGACAGGAACCCCUUAGACAACUCUGAUGUUUGUAAGAUCACUACUAUGCAGCAUAAUGAUUCAAAUAGUAGUUGUCAACCAGUAAGUCACAUCCUGUACUCGGAGAAAUUUUCAUGCUUCGAGGAAGAGGAUUGCUUGGAACAGCAGAUGCCUUGUUUGAGAGAAAGUCCUGUAGCGCUAACAGAGUUACUUCACUCUGACAGAAAACUUUCGGGUGUUGAGAAGUCACCUGAAUCACUGGCCUCUAAAUUAUCCAGACUGAAGGGUUCCGAAAAAGAGACUGAAAUAGUGGAAAUGGUGAGUCAUUGUAAUGAAUUUCCAAAUUCAGAUCCCAGUAAGAAAGACAGGGACUUAUGCAGUGGGUUAGCCCUGGAUUUUUGUCCAUUAUUCAAAACUGAGCAUGAAAAACUAGAGAGUGGCGCCAUCCCAGUGUCAGAUUCUGUCAUACAAGAUAACUCCUUCAAUAACGACAGUGAAGCACAUUCUAACAGCAGUACAACAGAAAACCUGGUGAAACCUGAAACUCCUCUGGUACUACCCUAUAAUGAUGUUAAAUUAAUUAAAGAUGCAGAUGUUUUUAUUAGAGCCCCAGAGCAACAGAUAGAAAGUCCUGAUUCUCCCAGUAGAAUGUUAAUAAGUCAAGCAGAAAAUACCACAGUUGACCAAAAUGGAGUUUGUUCUCCCAGUGAGGAUUCUGAAGCAAAAGCUUGUUUUGAACAUAAAGAGUCAAACACCUAUUCUUCCGACUGGCAGCAGCAUUUUGAUGUAGCCCUGGGAAGAAUGGUUUAUAUCAACAAAAUGACUGGACUUAGCACAUUUGUUGCUCCUACUAAGGAUGUUCAGACUGCUUGUACUAAAGAUCUGACAACUAUGGCUGUGGAUAUCAUACUUGGGAAUGGUUCUCAGUACAGGUGUCACCCUUUUAGAAGUGACCUUGUUCUUCCUUUCCUUCCAAGAGCUCGGGAAGAGAGGAUUCUGAUGAGACAGAAUAACACAGGUGCUGUGGACAAUGCCGUUGGUGGUCAUCAAUCACUUCAGUCUUUGUUUUCAGAAUGGGACAAUCCAGUAUUUUCCCGUUACCCAGAGGUUGCUGUUGAUGUAAGCAGUGGCCAGGCUGAGAGCUUAGCAGUUAAAAUUCACAACAUUUUGUAUCCCUACCGUUUCACCAAAGAAAUGAUUCACUCAAUGCAGGUUCUCCAGCAGGUGGAUAACAAGUUUAUCGCCUGUGUAAUGAACACCAAGCCCGAGGAGAAUGGAAAAGGAGGUGGAAACUUGUUAAUCUUGGUGGAUCAACAUGCUGCCCAUGAGCGCAUUCGUUUAGAGCAGUUGAUUACUGACUCAUAUGAGAAGCAACAACCCCAAGGCGGUGGUCGGAAAAAAUUACUGUCCUCCACUGUAAUCCCUCCACUAGAGAUAACAGUGACAGAGGAACAGAGGAGACUCCUAAGGUGUUACCACAAAAAUCUGGAAGACUUGGGUCUUGAAUUUACCUUUCCAGACACUAGCGAUUGUCUGGUCCUUGUGGGAAAAGUACCACUCUGUUUUGUAGAAAGAGAAGCCAAUGAACUUCGAAGAGGAAGGUCUACUGUGACCAGGAGUAUUGUGGAGGAGUUUAUUCGGGAACAAGUCGAGCUGCUCCAGACCACCAGAGGCAUCCAAGGGACACUGCCGCUGACGGUGCAGAAGGUGCUGGCCUCCCAAGCCUGCCAUGGGGCCAUUAAGUUUAACGACCGCCUGAGCCCUGAGGAGAGCUACCGCCUUAUUGAAGCUCUGUCCUGGUGCCAGCUGCCUUUCCAGUGCGCUCAUGGAAGGCCGUCCAUGCUGCCAUUGGCCGACCUGGGCCACUUGGGGCAUGAGAAACAGAUUAAACCUAACCUUGCUAAACUUCGAAAAAUGGCCCAGGCUUGGCAUCUCUUUGGACAAGCAGAGGGCUGUGAUCCGAAGCAGAGCCUGCAGCAGUCCCUGGCUCCUUGUGAGCCCCCGUGAGAACGGACUCAGUGGUCUGUGAGGAGCCAGAGGGGCUGGAGGAGGCUGCUGUGUACCCCUGAGCAGAGAGCAUGAGCAGCAGCAGCACUUGUGCUUGGCCGAGUCAGCCCCCUGGAGCACGGUCCUUUACAUCAGUCUUUCUGGAGCAGAUGUUCCCUCUACCUGGGCAGCCACAUGGAAUUGAAGGCUGAGACCGUUCGCUCAUUUGCAGCCAUGGGUACAAGAGAUUGCUGUAAAAGAUCUGCCUUUUGUAACUUAUUUAGUGAUAACAUUCAGUGAUUAAUUGUCAGAGUGGUGGGUGGCCUGUUUGAAGGUGGUGGUUUGGGGGCACUUUUUUCCAACUUCUGAGUUUGUGACUGUGUAAUUGACCCGCUGCUGAAGCCCGGGGGCUCCUGUGCUUUCCUCGACCGCCCUUGGUGUUUCUCCCUCGGCGUCCUUUCCCCAGUCUUCCUCACGUCCCCUGCUGCCUCUUCACGUUCCUGAGGUCUUCCGUCAGGGCUGUAAGUAAAUUAUCUCAGGGAUUAAAAACUUUUGAUAAAGAGAAACACAGGCAAAGAUAAAAUAGAGAAAAUGUCCAGUUCCUGGGUUUUUUUGUUGUUAGUUUAUUUUACUGAUUUUUAAAAACUUAAAGAGACUAAUGUUCAUAUCCUGAAUAUCCCAAACCAGUAAACGUACAGUAAGCUUCUUUUUAAAAAUAUGAUUUGCCUUGUACUUUCUGAAGUGUUUCUUUAUGUGAAAGCAUUUAUCAGGUCAAAAUGGCAGCAUUUAUUCUUUCAACCAAACCAAAUACGAUGUUCUACUGUUCUUUUCUCUUUUUGGAAACAAAGUUCUUCCAGCCCCUUUCAAA
Chinchilla lanigera (long-tailed chinchilla) is the source of this 7033-nucleotide messenger RNA. It is a transcript of the gene Mlh3, whose product is annotated as mutL homolog 3. Bases 1825 to 6186 code for a protein of 1453 amino acids. NCBI's taxonomy places the organism in Eukaryota, Metazoa, Chordata, Mammalia, Rodentia, Chinchillidae. The transcript is spliced from 13 exons. Gene Ontology annotation, cellular component: mismatch repair complex. The record is from RefSeq and is a predicted model, not a curated record. Gene Ontology annotation, biological process: mismatch repair. Gene Ontology annotation, molecular function: ATP-dependent DNA damage sensor activity; ATP binding; mismatched DNA binding.